This is a messenger RNA of Heterocephalus glaber (naked mole-rat), 2631 nucleotides long. It is a transcript of the gene Dnajc19, whose product is annotated as DnaJ heat shock protein family (Hsp40) member C19. NCBI's taxonomy places the organism in Eukaryota, Metazoa, Chordata, Mammalia, Rodentia, Bathyergidae. Gene Ontology annotation, molecular function: ATPase activator activity. Gene Ontology annotation, biological process: protein import into mitochondrial matrix. The record is from RefSeq and is a predicted model, not a curated record. Gene Ontology annotation, cellular component: PAM complex, Tim23 associated import motor.
GCUGAAGUCUCAACUUCAACCUCCGGCUUCGGGGAACUGGAGCUGAGGUUCGGGUCCUUAGUGAGUCUCUGGGCGAGAGGUUUAGAUCUCCGGGGCUUCACAACUUCCAGGACACAAAACUGGUGGUGCAACCCUCUUGGGUCACUGUGUGCUUACGCGGUUCCUCUCCAGUCCCUGGUCCGCCGUCCUGAUCUCUGGGUGCGAAGACAGUACCCCUUUUGAAUUUCUCUAAGGUCAAAGGCUGUUACGGAUUUGGAGAUUAGUGGAAACGCAUUUGAUUUUUUUCUUCGGUUCUUCCCCUAACACAACCUCACACUAUUUGCUUCUCUUUGCACUGUCCUUUCCCUCAGGCUGUUGCUGACAGAAAUCCCUAAUCCUUGUUUCCUGAAUAUACAUUUGGGGCUCUGCCAAAAAAAACAGAGUUAGCAUCUGAAAACUGAAGUUACGUUUGGUGUUGAAAAUGCCCUGUGUCAAUUUUACAGGAAGGCCGUAAACAAUUUUUCCUUCGGUAGCAGAAAUCUUCUUUGCCUUGCUCUUGAUUGACCUUUAAUGUGACCUCAUUUCCCUGGGGGUGAAAGUUUUCAAAGGAAAGGAAUGUACCUUUUCACUGCUGUAGAGGCCAGUACAGUGGUAGCAGUUGGACUGACCAUUGCUGCUGCAGGAUUUGCAGGCCGUUAUGUUUUACAAGCCAUGAAGCAUAUGGAGCCUCAAGUAAAACAAGUUUUUCAGAGCCUACCAAAGUCUGCCUUCAGUGGUGGCUAUUAUAGAGGUGGGUUUGAACCCAAAAUGACAAAACGGGAAGCAGCACUAAUACUAGGUGUAAGCCCUACUGCCAAUAAAGGAAAAAUAAGAGAUGCUCAUCGACGAAUUAUGCUCUUAAAUCAUCCAGACAAGGGAGGAUCUCCUUAUAUAGCAGCCAAAAUCAAUGAAGCUAAAGAUUUACUAGAAGGUCAAGCUAAAAAAUGAAGUAAAUAUGAUGGAGUACUUAUGGAAGCAUUUAAAUAAAAAUAGUCAUCGUACAGAUCACCACUGAAUAAGUCACACCAAGAAGUACUGAGAACCCUUGUGUGAAAAAACAGGUGGCAUGUAAGCCCCAUAACUAUUUUAUUCUAGAAACUGCUUGUUCUAGAAAAUUUGGAUAGUUUUUCUCUGCCAUCUUAUUAGUUCUAAAUUUAAAAAAAAACAAAACAGGAAGAUACAAGACAGCUAGAAGCAAAGCCAUAUAUAAUUGGGGAAGAUUAGGUACUUAACACAUGGUAAAAUCCUUAACAUAUUAACUGUGCCAUACCGAAAAGCUAUAGUGUAUUCAGUGCUGUGAAAAUGUAUGCUCUACCUUGAAAAACCUUUCAUCAGAAAUAUAUAGAAAUAAAAUUCAGUCAAAUGCUUCAUUUAAAGGAUUAGAUUUAAUCUAGAAUGCUGUUGAAUUUUUUUAAACUGAUGACAGCAACCUGUUAACAGUUGUUUUGCAGUUCAGACAUCUGUAGAAGUCAUUUUGAGCAUAAAUGAGCCCACCAACAUACUGAUUCUGAUGACAAUGUAAAGCAUGGCUAAGGAACUUUCAAGAAUAGAAUAGGGUAGAAAGAUGUAAGUCUGAAGUAAACAAAAUUUAAAAAUAUUUUAAAUGUGCUAGAUUAAAUGUUAAAAUCCUGGACUGAAUAACCCUGAGUUCCAGCAACCAUAGAUCAUCUAAGCACUUGCUUUUUAUUGUACUAUGGUGCAAGGUGCUGUGUAGCUGCAUAGAAAUAAACUGCUACCUUAACAGGAUGUAAGAAGCAUUUUUAUCCUGUUACCUAUUAUUCCUGACCCAAUGACAGGGUAACAGUCCCAUGUUAUAGUAUAAUCUGGAACAUGUUCACACCCACCUUAAUGUUAUUUCAUUUAAUGGAAUUUCACAUGUAAUGUUUAGAGUUUUCUUAAAAAACAGCAAAUCAUCUGAAAAAUGAAGCUCAAAGGAGGUGAAAAUCUCCAGACAGCAAAUAAAUAUAAAUCCAGAAAACUGUUGGGAAAUAUUUUUAGGAAAAAUAGAAACUAAAAAGUAGGUACAUUUUACAGUUAACUCAUUAAAACGGUACAAAUUUGCAGAAAAUACUUCAUUCAAAAAAAAAGAAAACUGGGGCCAGGGAUUUAGCUCAGUGGUUCCACCACCUGCUGCGCAAGCACAAGGACUGGAGUUCAAUCCCCAGUACAGAAAAAAAAGAAAACUGAUGACUGCGAUACAAAGAAACCCAAGGUAGUAACUGGUAUACUUAAUAGUGGAACUAUAAAAUUAAGUCAGUAAAGAAUUAUUUUCCUCGUCUUGGUUAUUUUGCAGUUGUUUUGGCAUUUAACUAGUUUGAAAUGUCUGGGAUAAAUAUGUUACAUAAGACAGUUUAAUUCACUAUACUGCUUCUGAAAGUACUUGGGCACAUGGUUAAAGUUCAGUAAGGUUCUGAUGUGUAGACUCCAGUUAAUGUUAAUAGUGGGAGGGCCCUGAUCUGAUCAAGUAGCUCAGCCCCUGCUCGAUGAAACUGAAGCCAGAGCAAGUUUGGUGAAACUGUUGCUUCCCAAUUGUGCACUUACCUGUAAGAUACUUUCAAAUAAUCACACACUGUUCAAAAUAAAUUAUAAAGCUGCAUUAUAGUUUUUUCAGAA